AUGAGACUUCAAGAAACUUUACUUUGUGCACUUGGUCCGCUCUCUGGCUCUGGAGCAGGUCACUUGGCUCUUCACGAUCUCAAAACCGGCACAACUCUGGCUACGUACAAACAAAACACAUCGGCCGUACGCAAUGUCUCUGUAGUCGAGUCCCAAAAUGGACAGGGCGGAUACAUUAUCUCUGCUCAGACCGAUAAGCCUAUUUUGAAUGUCUACCAUUUUCAAAAGGACCAAUUAGCACAACGUUUAGUCAUUCCUGAACGGCCGGAACAGCAAAUGGGCGCAUUUAUCUCUGGGAGGCACGUUAUCUUACCUACUUCUCGACUAAUUAAAAUUUUUGACAAUCCAUCUCGGCAACGUAUACAAGUACUAAAAUUUACAACGGACGAUGCCGCAAUCGUCUCAGCAUCCGACGAUUCGGGCGUGAGCGUUUGGAGUGUUGCCAGCUUAGUAGACAAUCAAUUGCAACAUGAGUUGCCUGUACCUUACUGUAACCUCUCCGACCAUACACUUCCUGUUUUGGACGUCGAUCAUUCCGUCAAGAUAUGGAACCUAAGUACACCUUCACAUCCGUUAAUCGGAACAUUCACCUUUCCCUAUGCUAUGCAAAUGGCCGCUAUGGACCGUGCUCAGCGGGUGAUUUUCGCCGCAUCAGCCGCAGGACAUGUUCAUCGGAUUAACCUUUUCAAGCCGGAUGAUAAUCGUCGUGGCAUGGAAGCUGUCACUGGUGACACUCGUCCAUCAGAGGCUGAAAUAACAGUCGGACAGCCUAUCACAUCCCUCUGCAUAUCGUUCACUUCUACCUAUCUCUUGGUCGGCACCGCAUCUGGCUCUAUUCUUAUCUAUGAUCUCGAAUCUCACCAACUUUUGCGCACAAUCGCAACGCACAAAGAUAAAGGUCUAGCGAUUAUCUACUUGCAGUGUAUGCUCAAACCAAUAGACCACGACACAAGAGAAAAGGAUCCAAUUCCGUUAAAACCGGUCGUCCCGUUCCAGAGAACGAGGGAUCUCAAAGCGCGGGAGACUCAUCAAGUAAUGGUAAUGAUUCCUCCCCGAGUCGAGGAGGCUCAUACCAACUCCGACUCCGAUGAACUCUUGGCUGGACAAGCUUACUUCCUGAACCCUCAGUCUCAAUCGAGAAGAGGUGGAUCUGGCUCGAAUGCCCGAGUCACAGAACUUGAAGAGGAAGUUGCACAACUUCGCGCCGCGCUUGACCAAGCUAAAGGCAUCAAUGACUCAAUGUGGGAGACUAUGGUCAAUACUCUGUUACCCAAAAGCAAUCCUACUCCGAACGAAACAGCGGGAGUAGAUUACAUGGCAGUGGAUCCAAGUCCAGCCGGAAGAAAACGAGCACGCAAAACAAAUUAA
Rhizoctonia solani is the source of this 1368-nucleotide messenger RNA. Its product is annotated as WD40 domain-containing protein. Gene Ontology annotation, cellular component: nuclear pre-replicative complex. Gene Ontology annotation, molecular function: protein binding. The record is from RefSeq and is a predicted model, not a curated record. Gene Ontology annotation, biological process: rRNA processing; DNA-templated DNA replication. The transcript is spliced from 9 exons. NCBI's taxonomy places the organism in Eukaryota, Fungi, Basidiomycota, Agaricomycetes, Cantharellales, Ceratobasidiaceae. Bases 1 to 1368 code for a protein of 455 amino acids.